Salvia hispanica is the source of this 1005-nucleotide messenger RNA. RefSeq names its product zinc finger protein ZAT1-like. Gene Ontology annotation, biological process: regulation of DNA-templated transcription. Lineage: Eukaryota; Viridiplantae; Streptophyta; Magnoliopsida; Lamiales; Lamiaceae. The record is from RefSeq and is a predicted model, not a curated record.
UCACUUCAUAUUUUGAUAUUUUUCUUCACCUCUCAACUACCCUAUUUCUACUUCUACUUCUAGUUAGAGCAACCAAGCAAAGAAAGAGAGAGAGUAGCUCACUUUCUUCAACACUUUUCUUGCUCUGCCUCAUCUUUUCAUGGCAACUUAGUCAUAAUUCAUUCAUUCAAUAGCUAUGGAAGAAGUUGAUCAUAAAUCAAAGCACAAGUGCAAAUUCUGCAGGAAAAUGUUCCCCUGCGGCCGGUCCCUGGGAGGCCACAUGAGGUCUCACUUGAUCAACAUCUCAUCAACGCCCAAGAAGCCCCGGAAAAGAUUCUCUGACGAUGAUGAUGAUGACGAUGACAGGGAGGAGGUGGCCUUGAGCCUUAUACUCCUCUCCAUGGAUUGCAUCACUUUCGAGGAGAGCGAAUCUAGGAAGAAGAAGAAAUCCAAGGCCAAUCAGAAUCUUGAUCUUGAUCCAUCGUCCGAGCUGGUUAACUCUCUCAGCCAAUCAGAUUGCUCCAAGUUUAGGUGCAUGAUCUGUAAUAAGGGAUUCCCGUCUUACCAAGCAUUGGGUGGCCACAGAGCCAGUCACAAGAAGUUCAAAGGCUGUUGCGCUCCAACAAUUCCAACAGAAAUACCAAAGCCAGAUCACGAGUGUCCGAUUUGCCUGAAGGUGUUCCCAUCAGGCCAGGCUUUGGGUGGUCACAAGAGAUCACAUUUGAUCACUGAUCAUCAGCCCAAGAGCACCCGCCGCGAUUUUCUUGACCUCAACCUGCCAGCCCCGGUUGAGGAGGAGUUGAAGCCGUGGUGGAUUCGCGCCACACGCGAGCCACUUCUAUCAACCUCAUGAUCAUUGCCAAUGUUGCUUGCACUUUCUUCUAUGAAGUGUAUAGAUUUAUUCAUUUUUGUUUUUCAAGAUUCAAUCAUCACCAAAGCAUUGUUAUUAGUACUAAAGUGUUGGUUUUGCUUUUUGCAUAAGCAAACUUGCUUUUACUUACUAUACCACAUUGUUGUUCGAUCUAA